AUGUUCGAUCCUCGUCCGUGGCUGCUUUCCUGCCUAUACACCGCUGCGCUCUUUUUCUCCGUACCUCUAUCGUUGGCUGUCUGGUACAUCAGAAGAGAAUUCAUUCAGGAGACGACAGUUGCCGGCGACGAUCAGCUCGGUGGCCUGUCCGCUAGUUUCAAGAACACCGCACGUCUCGAUUCAGCUGUCGCCAAACGCGACUUUGAAAUCCGCGUUGAUCACUAA
Messenger RNA from Haemonchus placei, 225 nucleotides. NCBI's taxonomy places the organism in Eukaryota, Metazoa, Nematoda, Chromadorea, Rhabditida, Trichostrongylidae. The record is from the annotation of a GenBank genome assembly.